UGAGGCUGCCUCGGCCCUCCCCGUCUCCAGGUAUAUAAAGUGGGGAGCGUACCCGCAGACGGCUAAUGCGCACGGAGAGCAGCUCCCGCCCUCCCCGGUACAGACGGACGUCGAGGCGACGAUGAGACUCCCGCUGGCUUUCGCUGUGCUCCUCCUGGCCUCGGCGCGGGCGCUGGCCGAGGAGAUGGGCGCCUCCGACGACCUCAGCUACUGGUCCGACUGGUCCGACGGCGACCAGGCGAAGGAGGAGCUGCCGCUGCCGCUGGAGCACUUCCUUCAGAGGAUGGCCCGGAGACCCCGGCCCCAGCAGUUCUUCGGCCUCAUGGGCAAGCGGGAUGCUGGAUAUGGCCAGAUCUCUCAUAAAAGGCAUAAAACAGACUCCUUUGUUGGACUUAUGGGCAAAAGAUCUUUAAAUUCUGGGUCCUCUGAAAGGAGCAUAGCACAGAAUUAUGAACGGAGGCGUAAAUGAGACAUCCCCAUGUAUUAUUUAUUAAACUUCAUUUGUUCUAAUGGCCAAUGCAGUGUAACAUAAACUAACCACUGCAUGGAAUAAUUAUUUAUUUAAUAAUAACUGAUGGGUUGUUUUCUGUUUUGUUUUGGUUUUUUUUUGAGUUGUACAUUCAAUAAAAUGAUUAUUUUUCACAUUGUGGCAGUGACACAUGUUGUGUAGGUGAGUUGUGGUUCCAAAAGAGCCGGCAGCCCUGGUGAUGUCUCACAACAAAGCACAUCAUUUGAUAUGACCCGUGAAGUUAUGUUCACUAAACGAAGAAAAUAUUCUUUUGUUCAUUGAAAGCAAAUCUUAUCAGCUUCACAGCCAGUGCAGAACAGAGCUGAUGUACAGUCUAGUGCCUCAAUUUGUUUUCAUGGUUUAUAAUGUACUGUAAUUUCCAUAUCAAAAAAUAUAUUUGUAUCACUGCAGCAUGCUUUAUGUUUGUGACUACGUAUCUAUAUUUUAAAAAGGGGGUGGGUAAGGUCAAAUGGGAAUCCAAGGUCUUCAUUUCAUAGUCUGGAAUUUUAUGAUAGUAACAUUUUAAAUAAAAACUACUCUGGGGCUUUUGCAACAUA
Melopsittacus undulatus (budgerigar) is the source of this 1065-nucleotide messenger RNA. RefSeq names its product tachykinin precursor 1 (gene TAC1). NCBI's taxonomy places the organism in Eukaryota, Metazoa, Chordata, Aves, Psittaciformes, Psittaculidae. The transcript has 6 exons. Gene Ontology annotation, biological process: tachykinin receptor signaling pathway. The record is from RefSeq and is a predicted model, not a curated record. Bases 122 to 469 code for a protein of 115 amino acids.